AUGGAGAGGAUGAGAUCCAAAAACAAUCAUCUCAGGAUCACUAAUGUUGAGGCUGGUUUCAACAACCUGACUGAUGAGAGAGAUGACCUGAAGAGGAAACUGAAUAACUUAGCUCAAAAAGGGUGGGAGUAUUUCAGCGGUAGUUUCUACUACAUUUCUUCUACCAAGAAAACCUGGCAACAGAGUAGAGAUGACUGUCGUCAAAAGGGUGCAGACCUGGUGAUUAUCAACAGCAAAGAAGAACAGGAUUUCACAAGAAAAUUUAAGAUGAGACUGUGGAUUGGCCUGACUGACUCAGAGACAGAGGGGACGUGGAAAUGGGUGGAUGGGACUCCACUGACCAAAAGCUACUGGGAUUCCAGGGAGCCUAACGGUGGGGAAAAUGAAAACUGUGUGGAAAUAAAGAAAUUUGAUUCAGAAAACAGCUGGAAUGAUGUAGGCUGUUCCACUCUACUCAACUGGAUCUGUGAAAUGAAAGACCGUCCAUAACUCUGCAACCAAACCCACCAGACAGAAAACUAAGGACGAUAAAUAUAUUGUUGAUACAAUUUAAAUCUUCACAAAAGCAACCUGAAUAUACUCAUGUGGACACAUCAUUUCCAAGUAAAACCAGCAUUUUAGGAUUUGCCAGCUCAGUGUGGGAUAAUCUGAAGCCUGGUUAUUUGCGCUGCAGUAAAGUGACCUGUUAACAUUUAGAAACAAAUGUCCAACGAGGUCCACUGCUUUGGCAGAAAAAAAGAAGAAAAAAACUACAAAAUGUUAUACAUGCUUUGA
Sander lucioperca (pikeperch) is the source of this 774-nucleotide messenger RNA. RefSeq names its product CD209 antigen-like protein D. Lineage: Eukaryota; Metazoa; Chordata; Actinopteri; Perciformes; Percidae. The transcript has 5 exons. Gene Ontology annotation, biological process: biological process involved in interspecies interaction between organisms. Gene Ontology annotation, molecular function: carbohydrate binding. Bases 1 to 489 code for a protein of 162 amino acids. The record is from RefSeq and is a predicted model, not a curated record. Gene Ontology annotation, cellular component: external side of plasma membrane.